AUGAGAGUAGCCUUAGAAAAAUAUGUGGAUGCCACUUGCAGUGACUUUAAUUUUGGAACGGCUUUGCAUAUUGCAGCGUAUAACUUGUGUGCAGGUGCUACAAAAUGCUUACUGGAGCUUGGAGCAAACCCCGCAUUUAGGAAUGACAAAGGACAGAUCCCUGCUGAUGUUGUUCCAGAUCCAGUGGACAUGCCGUUGGAAAUGGCCGAUGCUGCAGCCACUGCUAAGGAGAUCAAGCAGAUGCUUCUAGAUGCGGUGCCCCUGUCAUGUAGCGUCACAAAGGCCAUGCUUCAAAACUGUGAUCAUGUUACUGCCAAGUCAAUGCUUACCUCUCUCGGCUUGAAGUUAGGGGAUCGUGUGGUCAUCGCAGGACAGAAGGUUGGGACAUUAAGAUUUUGUGGAACAACUGAAUUUGCAAGUGGGCAGUGGGCUGGCAUUGAAUUAGAUGAACCAGAAGGAAAAAACAAUGGAAGUGUUGGAAAAGUCCAGUACUUUAAAUGUUCCCCCAAAUAUGGUAUAUUUGCACCUCUUUCAAAGAUAAGUAAAGCGAAAGAUCGAAGGAAGAACAUAACACACGCUCCUUCCAUGAAAGCCGUGCCUCUCAUCAGGUCCCAGAAAAUUGAUGUAGGUCACGUCACCUCAAAAGUGAAUACUGGAUUGAUGACAUCAAAAAAAGAGAGUGCUUCUGAAUCAGCACUUUCGUUGCCUCCUAGUGAAGAAUUGAAAACUUUAACAGAGAAAGAUGUUACCCUGCACGGAUCCAUCAGCAGCUCCUCCUCUACAUCUUCUUUGGAACACAAACAGAGCUACCCCAAGAAAGCGAAUGCAAGCAGCAAUAACAAGAAGACCAUGAGCAAAAGCCCUUCUCUGCCAUCUCGAGCCAGUGCUGGUAUCUAUGGCUUUUUCAACCAGGCUUUCUUGGUGUUUUUUAUCUUGGUUUGUUUAAACACGAGACAGCCCCCAACAUCUUCUUGUUUCAGCAAUACCACUUUUAACUGCAAGUCAACGCUUUUAAAAUGCAAUAUUCAUGUUCUAGGGUAUUGGUACGGUAUAGAGCUUGAAAAACCCCAUGGCAAGAAUGAUGGUUCAGUUGGAGGUGUGCAGUAUUUUAGUUGUUCUCCAAGAUAUGGAAUAUUUGCUCCCCCAUCCAGGGUACAAAGACUAACAGAUUCCCUGGAUACUCUUUCAGAAAUUUCUUCAAAUAAACAGAAUCAUUCUUAUCCUGGUUUUAGGAGAAGUUUCAGCACAACUUCUGCUUCUUCCCAAAAAGAGAUUAACAGAAGAAAUGCUUUUGCCAAGUCCAAGACCGCUUUGCGUCGCAGCUGGAGCAGUACCAGCACAGCAGGUGGCCUUGAGGGGAGUGUGAAGCUGCACCGGGGCUCUCAGGUCCUGCUCACGAGCUCUAAUGAGAUGGGUACCGUUAGGUACGUGGGCCCCACGGACUUUGCUUCAGGGAUCUGGCUUGGACUGGAGCUCCGAAGCGCCAAGGGGAAGAACGAUGGCGCCGUGGGUGACAAGCGCUAUUUCACCUGUAAGCCGAACCAUGGAGUCUUAGUUAGACCGGGAAGAGUGACCUAUCGGGGAAUCAAUGGGUCCAAACUUGUGGAUGAGAAUUGUUAAGCUUCUAAAAUAUGAGUCGAGCUCAGAAGUGUGAGUGCACAGUGCACACGCACACCGUGUAAAAUAAGAACCCAUGGCAUAUGGUUUUACUUUCUUUAGCCAUUAUCUAACAUGUGGAAAUGCAGCGUAUAGUCAUCUUCCUACAAACCCUUACAACAAUGAGUGACUCCUUAAAAGGCCACAAGCAUGAGCUCUAGAUAUCAUGGUUCUCUUAAAAGGUUUCCAAAUAAGCAUUUUUAAAAGCUUUAAAAGCUUUAGGUCCCAAGAAAAAUUCCAGGACUCAAAAAAGGAAGAAAGGAAAGAAUGUGCCACCAGGUGAUAAAUGGAUGUGUUGCUUUGCUUGUUGUGUUUCAUUUUUGCACAUGAUGUUGGAUUUGUCCCGAUUGUGAAGGUUUUCACUAGCUUUGGUUAACAGUGUUCACAUGACCUUUUUCUGUCACAUGUUUUCUGAGUUUUUCUUUCUGUCUUGAGUUUUAUUACUAAUAAUUACCUUAAGGUAAUAGCAACUAGGUGUAUUUUUGAUAUUUCUGAUAAAAUCACAUGCCCCUUCAGGAAUGGCUCAUAUCAAGGUGUGUUAGAAUGUGAGAGGUGGAUGAACCCUGGGCAGUCUGGCGUGGCCUCUGGCCCCUUUGCUGAAUACAGAAAUGGAAUCUGUCCUACCCAGGGCCACCAACUAGUUGGUUGGCAAACAACCAUGGGUCUCCUGACUUGUGGUUCAUUGCUUUUCCCUCUAUGCAAAGUAGGUAACCUCCGAGUUUUCUUCUGCUGCUUGCCUGUCUAAUCUGUAUGAACUACAGAAAAACUCACAAUUAAGGUUUAUGAAUUCAAAUCAGAAUGUUUUGCACUUGUUUAACUUCUUCGCUAGAUGUAUCUAUCUCACACACGCUCACUUAUGCACACAUGCACGCACACUCAAAGCACUUUUAAAACAUGAUGCACUUUCAUCUUUGUAGAUUGUCUGACAUCCUUUCCUCCUGGAAUAUGAAAAACAUUUUAAAAAUGUAUUCAACAGAAGAGAGCAAAUUAAGUUAUGUCAGGAAGGGCGUAUUACUUGUUCAUUUAAAUGUGUAUGAUUCCCGGGCUUUUUUGUUCUGUCACUGGUCAGCCUGGUGUUGUUGGCUGCAGUGGCUGUUCUUCGCCCCCAGAGGUUGCAGAGGUCAGCCUCUUACAGAGCGACAAACGACACUGUGUACCAUGUUCCUCCUUGAGUAUAUGUUACAAACUAAGCUUUGCUAAAGUGAUGUAAUAAUGUCCAAAGUCUGUCUUGUGUAUAUGUAUUGAAGUUUCUGUCCUAUGUGUGUAAAGAUUUAUUGUAAAUAUUUAGACUUCAAACUACCGCAGAAUAUUGGAACAAUUUAUAAGAUUAAAAGUAUCCUUCAGAAUGGAGCUUGCUUUGUGCUUAGAAAUAAAAUAUGCUGAACUAUUUUGCAAUAUACUAUUUUAAAAUCUAAAUUCUGUUACUUUGUUGCCUUUUUUUUUUAAAAAAAGUGUGGUAUGUCAAUAAAUACUGCUAGACUUAUUUUCCUGAAAUACAUUUGCAAAAUAAGGCUGCUUUAUAACCAAGGAUUAUUUUUAUUGAUUGAAGAAAAUAAGUGUGCUGUGAUUUAAAAGUAGAUUUAUUUUAUUAUAUAGAUUAUUUCUUAAAAACUAUUUAUACCUGAACAUGAAAUCCAUGACUAUACUGAACUUGAAAUUUAUAAUUCUGUUAAAUAUAAAACUCUCCGAGUUAAAAACAGUAACACCAACACUGAAUUUAUUUUUUGAUGUCAAAGAACCAAUUCUCAUCCUAUUCAGAUCAAGAUUUUUAAAUCCAUUUAACAUGUAUGUUUACAUAUACUAUACAUACAAAUUAGGUGUUUCCGUUGUGUUUUGCUUAUUAAAUGUCAUUCAAAGUUCACUUCUGGAGCAUUAAUAAAAAGGGAAGCUGCUUGGUUUUGGAA
Messenger RNA from Ictidomys tridecemlineatus (thirteen-lined ground squirrel), 3560 nucleotides. Lineage: Eukaryota; Metazoa; Chordata; Mammalia; Rodentia; Sciuridae. The record is from RefSeq and is a predicted model, not a curated record.